AUGCAGUUCGCCAACAGCCUCGCUCUCGGAGCAAUCCUUUGCGCUUUCGUCAUUAACGCACACAUGUCCAUGACUUGGCCACUUCCCUUCCGUUCUGCGCUCAACCCCAACUCCGUCAAAUCUCAAAUCGACUACAGCAUAACCGCUCCACUCGAAGCCACCGGUGCAAACUUCCCUUGCAAGUACAACGACAUGGGUACGGCUGGAGGAAAAUCUGUCGUCACUUGGUCCGCAGGUCAAACCGCAAACUGGACCAUCGGAACCGGUGCCAUUCACGGUGGAGGAUCCUGCCAAGUCGCACUCUCCUACGAUUCUGGAAAGUCAUUCAAGGUCAUCCAUUCUUACAUCGGAAGCUGUCCUACCGCAUUCAGCUCAAGCGCCGAUUUCACUGUUCCUGCCGACGCCCCAGCCGGAGAAGCAAUGUUCGCUUGGACUUGGCAAAAUCAGAUCGGUAACCGCGAGUUCUACAUGUCUUGCGCUGCCGUCACCAUCGAAGGCACAAAAGCUCGCGCUGCUCCAGCUGUCGCAUUUUCUGCCCGUCCCGAUCUCUUCCUUGUCAACCUUGGCAAUGGAUGCACAUCUGUAGAAGGUAAGGCCGUCAACUAUCCAAACCCAGGCCCAGAUGCAGAUGUUACACGCCAGACUUCAGACUCAGGUACUUUCACCGGAACUUGUGGUCCUGUCAAUGGUGUUGCCUCAUCUGGCUCUGAUGCAUCGGGCUCAGCCUCAGAGAGUGCAGGAAGUGCAGGAAGUGCAGGAAGUGCAGAAAGUGCAGAAAGUGCAGGCAGUGUAAUCUCCAGUGCUCCAGCAGCUCCCGUAUCAUCUGCCCCGGCAGUUGGUGCGCCAUCCGCUCCAGUACCUGUUGCUUCUUCAAGCACAACUCCAGUUUCCAUCGUAAUCCUCCCAACCGUUGCAGCUUCAUCUACACUCAGCUCAGCCACCAUCAUCGCAACAUCCGCACCAGCUUCACCAACAUCAGGCACCAGCUCUCCCUCAUCUUCAGGAACCAGCUCCGGAGCCCUUCAGGCCUCGGUCGACGGUCUCUGUUCUGCAGAAAAAACAUGUACCGGCUCCGGCUUUGGUCCAUGUUGCUCCAAGGACGGAUUCUGUGGAAUUGGUGAUGCUUGGUGUGGCACCGGUUGUCAACCCGGCUUCGGAUCUUGUGGAACUACUCUCAACUCCACUUCUACUGCCAAUCCCAUCAGAAAGAUCAGAGGAAGAAGUUGGAGACAUUAA
This is a messenger RNA of Botrytis porri, 1236 nucleotides long. RefSeq lists its product as uncharacterized. The record is from RefSeq and is a predicted model, not a curated record. The transcript has a single exon. Gene Ontology annotation, molecular function: chitin binding. Lineage: Eukaryota; Fungi; Ascomycota; Leotiomycetes; Helotiales; Sclerotiniaceae. Bases 1 to 1236 code for a protein of 411 amino acids.